UGCUGCUGUUGUGAUCGUAGCAGCCGGCUUACGGCGCGUCCAGUGUGUAUACGCAGCCGGAAUGAGCCAACGGCCCGCGCCACACUCUUAGUCGUUUUGCGCUUCCCACAACGCACAGUCGCCAUCGUCGUCGGUCGUCGACGGGUUGUGCGUUUUCUUUUGGUGUGUGUUUCGCUGUUUUGUUCGUAAGCUUCCUCGACGUGUAGGUUAAGUCGUGCGUGCAAGUGAUAAGACUGUCCGCGGGUGACCGGAUUUUGUUUGUACGCUUUAUUGCGGGGGUUUUGCGGGCUGCUGUGAGUGAUGUGAUGAUAGUGUCCCGAUCGUUUGUGUAUCCUUAACAAAAUUGCACGAGAUCGAUCACGCGAUUCCCGAAAGCCACGAGGUCGAAUAUCGCGCCAUACACAUAAUAGACAGCUCCAAAUCGUCACACACGUAACAGGUGAUCUGUUCAGUGAUUAGUACCGGCCACAAAACACAACCCCAGGAUGCCGGGAGAAGAGAAUGGUAAGGUACCGGCGGGACCUACGGGUCGCAUUCUGCCGGCCGACAGCUACACCUCGACCGAUCCAACCGUACCGGUAAAGCUACGCAUAACCAAGGAAGGUUUAUCCUCGCUCGACCCACUAUCCGUCCCGGACCUGAUGAACCGAACCGUGCGCGACCAUCCGGACCAUCCGGCCAUGGUAUUCCGCAACUCCCAAAAACAGUGGCAAACGGUCACCUACCGCGAGUACCGUGACCGGGUGUAUCAUAUGGCGAAGGUGUUUAUUAAGCUGGGGCUCGAACCGCACCACACAGUGGCCGUGCUGGCGUUCAACAGUCCGGAAUGGUUCGUUUCGGAGCUGUCCGCGAUCCAUGCAGGUGGUAUCAUUACCGGCGUAUACACGACCAACUCGGCCGAAUCGGUGCAACAUGUGCUGGAAAGCUCCCGGGCCCAGAUUGUGGUGGUGGACGAUGCGAAGCAGAUGGAGAAAAUCUGCUCGAUUCGUCAGAACCUGCCGAACCUGAAAACAGUCAUUCAAACGAUGCCACCGUACGCACCGUACGUCAAGCGGGAGGAUGGUUACUAUCGCUGGUCGGAACUGGAAGAAAUGAACGUCGAUGAUGUGGAGGAAGAGUUCCAGAAUCGUCUGGCGAACAUAGCCAUCAAUCAAUGCUGUUGCUUGGUGUAUACGUCAGGGACGGUGGGCAAUCCGAAGGGCGUGAUGCUCAGCCACGACAACUUCACCUGGGACUCGUACGCGAUCGGCAAACGGCUGCAUCAAAUUCGUUACGCCGAGGAGGUGCUCGUAUCGUUCCUGCCACUCAGCCACGUCGCCGCCCAGAUGGUAGACAUCUUCCUGACGCUGCAGUUCGCCUGCACCGUCUACUUCGCCGAUAAGGAUGCAAUGAAGGGAACGCUACUGAACACGCUCCAGGAAGCGAAACCGACGCGCAUGCUGGCGGUCCCGCGUGUGUACGAGAAGAUCCAGGAAAAGAUGCUCGCGAUCGGAGCGCAGAGCGGUGCGGCGAAGAAGCUGGUGGCCGGAUGGGCAAAGAGCGUUACGCUGCAGCAUCAUCUAGACGCGAUGGAAGGAAAGCCAACAAACUCCUGGCAGUAUCGACUGGUGAAGAACUACAUCCUGUCGAAGGUGAAAGAUGCGUUAGGAUUCAGCCGUUGCCUAACGCUAGCGACGGCGGCCGCUCCGAUGGACCGUGAGACGAAAAAGUACUUCAUGAGCCUCGAUCUACCGAUCAUGGAAGCGUUCGGUAUGUCCGAAACGUCCGGUGCACAUUCGCUGACCGCCCCCGAUAGCUACAACUUCGAUACGAUCGGUAAACCGCUGCUUGGGCUGGAGACGAAAAUCGACAAACCGGACGAGCGAGGCCACGGCGAAAUUUGUAUGCGCGGACGUCACAUACUGAUGGGAUACAUCGGAGAGGAGGGAAAAACGCACGAAGCGGUGGACGAGGACGGGUGGCUACAUUCGGGUGAUGUAGGAUAUUUGGAUGAGGCUGGUUUCAUGUACAUUACGGGACGCAUUAAGGAACUUAUCAUCACCGCGGGCGGUGAAAACAUCCCGCCAGUGCACGUGGAGAAUCUCGUCAAGAAUGAGCUACCGUACGUGAGCAACGCGUUCCUCAUCGGUGACAAGCGCAAAUUCCUUACCAUGCUGAUAACGCUCAAAACGCAGAUGAACCUCGACACCGGCGCACCGAAGGAUGAACUAACGCCGGAAACGAUCUACGCGCUCAAGGAGCUGGGUGUCGAGUAUGCAAAGCUAAGCGAAAUUCACGCCGCCGGUCCCUGUCCGAAGGUGCUGAAAGCCAUCCAGGAAGGUAUCGAUCGGGCUAACCUGAAAGCCAUCUCGAACGCGCAGAAGAUUCAAAAGUUUGCCCUACUAAAGUCGGACUUUUCCGUGCCCGGCGGUGAGCUCGGCCCUACGUUGAAGAUCAAACGUAACGUCGUGGUGGAAAAGAACAAGGACAUUAUUGAAAAGUUCUACUCGUAGAAGUGCCAUUGACUUGCGAAACAAGUGGUGCAAUUUCUUUUCGCGCGACCAAUUUUUGUUUUUCGAACGAAACGGGUUUUCCUUUGUUUUCCUUCGCUGUGUUUUUUUUCCUACUCCCGUUAGUGGUAACAUGUUUUCCAAAAUUUCCUAAUUCUUUAAACUAGCCUAUAAGUAUCGUAGCGAUGAGAAAAUCGACAAAACCUUAUAUAAGAGCAUUUCCAUUCUGCCUUGCUGCAGAACGGAAAUCGAUGGGACAAAGUGCGACACUAUUAAAUAACCGAGGGCACUUGCUGGCAGAUACGGGCUGGCGAGCAAUAAUGCCCCACCAUUCUAGCCCGCUACAUUGUUGCUGAUUGUGUGUUAGGGUUUAAGAGUAAGAGAUUCAACGAGCUCUGAAAUGAUUUCAGAUAAGUUUUUCUUCUGUUUUUUUUUGUGUUACUCUGUACCGUUUAUCGCGUAAGUUGUUUGGUGAUAUUAUACAGAUGCCGUUCACCCUCUUCCGAACGAAUCCUUCCUUCUGUUGGUAGAGUUGAGAAGGAUUCGUUAAAUGCGCGAGAUGGACGGUUUCUUAUUGAAGUUUUUCUGUUUCUGUUUCAUUUUUGUUGUUAUUAUGUUUGGUAACAUCAUGUACAAAGAUUCGUUCCGAUUCGUAUCUAAUGCAUUUAGUCAGUUAGAUUGUUCCGUGUAACAGUUACAGAUAGGAAGGAAAAGGUUCACGCUCAACAGCAGUACCAGGACAGACGCAUUAACCGUGAGUGAGAUGACUGUUGAGUGGGGUUCGUUAUUCACCGUGAACAAUAAAUUGUAAAAUCUUUGU
Molecule: messenger RNA, 3309 nt
Organism: Anopheles stephensi (Asian malaria mosquito)
Lineage: Eukaryota; Metazoa; Arthropoda; Insecta; Diptera; Culicidae
Gene: bgm
Product: very long-chain-fatty-acid--CoA ligase bubblegum
Exons: 9
Coding region: 486-2492 (668 amino acids)
Cellular component (GO): endoplasmic reticulum; membrane
Molecular function (GO): long-chain fatty acid-CoA ligase activity
Source: RefSeq, a predicted model, not a curated record